CUUGCGGAGCGUCCCGCCAGUCUGCCGAUCAGGGCGCCGAGGACCUGCACGUCCAGGAGCACCACCCUCACCCCGACAGUGCCGCCAGGACUCCAGGACUCCGAACCAUGGUGACGCGACUUCUGUUUGUGGUGGCCGUCGUGGUCGUGGCGGUGGCGGUGGCCGAGUCCGACGGGGAGGCCGAGCUGGGCGGGUCCGGGGAGCGCGAGCAGGGCUGGCAGGAGGGCCGUGAGCGCGGCAGCUGGGAGGAGCGCGGCCGGGAGCGGGAGCGCGCCGAGAAGGAGCGAGGCGACUGGGAGCAGCGUGUGCGGGAGCGCGAGAGGGAGCGGGAGCUGGCCUGGCGGGAGCAGGCCGAGUCCCAGGAGGCGCGGCGCGAGGCCAAGGAGGCCAAGAAGCACAAGCACGAGCUGGAGCUGGACCGCGAGAUGGACGCCGCCGUCACCGAGAAGACCUUGGCGGCCACCACCGUCCAGCUCGGCCUCACCACCGCCACGCCGCAGCCGGCGCGCACCACUGGCCCCGCCGCCGCCGCCACCACUACCAUCGCCGCCUCCACCACCACCACCACCAUCCACGCCACCACCGUGGAGCAGCACAUCCAGACCGGCAAGCCGAUCGACGACGUCCUCAAGGAGCUGCGGCGACCUAGCAGUCAGCAGCUGCGGCGGUCGUAAGCUCCUUCCCCUCCCCUCCCCUUCUCCCCUCGCCACGCCAGUCCGUCGUGCCUCCUACUGUAUGGCACGGCAUCGACGCCAACCCGCCACAACUACCUCACGAAUCCCGACCCACCCCACCGCUCAUCCCCUUCCCCCUCCCCCUUGCCUCUUGUCGCGGUUCUCACUUCCGGUGGAUCUCACCUGUCAAGCUGAACUGUAAAGCUGGAUGGACGGAGCGAAACGACGCCGACGACGCCGGGUUUGGGGCGCGCCGCCGGCCCGCCGGCCCCGCCUGCACGAUGGGCUGCCUACCCGGCACGGCGCGCUCGCUCGCUGCAGGACGCGAAGGAGUCCGCCAGUUGUUUUCCGUCAAAUAAACGCCACGCAACUGCCUGUUUCACAGCUUUGUUGUUGAUCCAUUCACGUGUCCAGAUUAUUUAUUAUUGUUUUUACCCGACCAAUUUCUUACAGUGGUUGCGAAUCAAUGUGGUUACCCAUCCCACGCACCCCCCACCCCUGGCUGCACGGCGGUUCCCGCGGUACCUGCCUUAAUCACAAAGAACUGAAAGGAAGAAAGAAUCAACGUGUGAAAUUUGUACUGUUUCUAUAAAAAAAGAAUUUGUAAAAAUAA
Molecule: messenger RNA, 1287 nt
Organism: Thrips palmi
Lineage: Eukaryota; Metazoa; Arthropoda; Insecta; Thysanoptera; Thripidae
Exons: 2
Coding region: 108-674 (188 amino acids)
Source: RefSeq, a predicted model, not a curated record